AUGGCGACCUCCAAGAAGGUAGUGACGCGCGACGAGUGGGAGCGCAAGCUCCGCGACGUCAAGAUCCGCAAGGAGGACAUGAACCGCCUCGUCAUGAACUUCCUCGUCACCGAGGGCUUCGUCGACGCCGCCGACAAGUUCCGCGUCGAGUCCGGCACCCAACCGGACAUCGACCUGGCCACCAUCACGGAUCGGAUGGAGGUGAAAAAGGCGGUUCAGUCAGGGAAUGUCCAGGAGGCAAUCGAGAAGAUCAACGAUCUUAACCCCACGAUUCUGGAUACAAAUCCCGAAUUAUACUUCCAUCUCCAGCAGCAAAAAUUAAUAGAGUUGAUUCGUGCGGGGAAGAUAAAUGAAGCUUUGGAGUUUGCUCAAGAAGAACUUGCACCAAGAGGCGAAGAAAAUCAAACCUUUCUGGAGGAAAUAGAGAAAACUGUAGCACUGUUGGUUUUUGAAGAUGUAAAAAAUUGCCCAUAUGGUGAACUGUUGGACGUUUCUCAACGCUUAAAGACGGCAAGUGAAGUUAACGCUGCCAUUCUCACAAGCCAAAGUCACGAGAAAGGUCAGUAG
Messenger RNA from Triticum turgidum subsp. durum (durum wheat), 567 nucleotides. Lineage: Eukaryota; Viridiplantae; Streptophyta; Magnoliopsida; Poales; Poaceae. The record is from the annotation of a GenBank genome assembly.